Topomyia yanbarensis is the source of this 2600-nucleotide messenger RNA. RefSeq names its product probable cytochrome P450 9f2. The record is from RefSeq and is a predicted model, not a curated record. Gene Ontology annotation, molecular function: heme binding; oxidoreductase activity, acting on paired donors, with incorporation or reduction of molecular oxygen; monooxygenase activity. Lineage: Eukaryota; Metazoa; Arthropoda; Insecta; Diptera; Culicidae. The transcript has 2 exons. Bases 167 to 1801 code for a protein of 544 amino acids.
UCCAGCGCACGCGUUUUGGUUCUAAUAUACUACAAAGGAGUGCUAUUCGGUUAAACUGCGUAGCAGACCAAGUAAACACAGUUCUCUGUUCGCCGCUUGACCUUCUGAAGAGCGCGAUCAAAUCACAGUGUGUGGUGCAUUUUCAAAGCUGACUGAAGUGAAUAACAUGCUGCAAGUGGGCCUACUCACGGUGCUGGCCAUCGGAACUGCGGUUCUGCUAAUCUAUCACUAUGUGUCGAGGAAAUAUUCAUACUUCCUGUCGAAACAGAUACCUUACAUGAAGCCAACGUUUCUGCUGGGAAACACCGGUCCGUUAGUGUUCCGUACACGAGAUGCCGCGUCCCAUAUGAAAGUGCUGUACAGCGCAUGUCCGGAAUCCAAGCUGGCCGGUUUCUACGUUUUCCUGACUCCGGCUUUCAUCGUUCGUGAUCCAGCUGUGCUAAAGAAAAUCGCCAUCAAAGAUUUCGACUACUUCACCGACCAUUCGCCGGUGAUACCGACCGACAACCCGGAUGCCGAAGUCGACAGUGUUUGUAUGUUCCGCAACUCGCUGUUUGUGUUGCGUGGACAAAAAUGGCGCGAUAUGCGAGCGACUCUCAGUCCGGCUUUUACCGGGAGCAAGAUACGGCUAAUGUUCGAUUUGGUUGCCGAAAGAGCUCGUUCGUUGGCUGGAUUUCUUACCGGGGAAGCGAAAAUGGGGAAAAAGCUGGAAUUUGAGAUGAAGGAUUUAUUGUCUCGGUAUGCGACCGAUGUGAUUGCAACGGCGGCGUUCGGAAUGGAAAUGGAUUCGAUGAAAAAUCGUGACAACGAGUUCUAUCUCAAGGGGAAAGAAAUGGUUAACUUUUAUUCGUUCACGAAAAUUGUCAAGAUCGUGUUGCUACUAUGUGUACCUUCACUAAUGGAUAAGUUGGGAAUUGGUGUUUUAGAUGCCAACCUGUUACGGUACUUUAAAAGAAUAAUCGCCGACAAUAUAAGGCAACGAGAAGAGCACGGAAUUGUGCGGAAUGACAUAAUUGAUAUGCUAAUGAAAGUCCGCCAAGUAAAGCAACAGAAAGAUGAUCCGGAUACGAAAAACGUCGGAUUAGGAACUGACGAAGAAGCUGAUGGUGAGAUGACAUCCCACACCCGGACCUGGACGGAUAACGAGCUAAUGGCACAAUGUUUAGCAUUUUUCUUUGCUGGAUAUGAAAGUAUUUCAACCUGUCUAACAUUCUUAGCAUAUGAAAUCAUUGCAAAUCCCGACGUUCAAAAUCGUCUCCACCAGGAAAUCGUGAAAACAAAUGAAUCUCUCAAUGGGGAACCUCUUAGUUAUGAGACUCUUCUAAAAAUGGAAUACUUGGAUAUGGUUGUUUCAGAAGCCCUACGGAAGUGGCCACCGAAUGUAUACUCAGAUCGAUUCUGCACCAAGGACUACACGUACGAUGAUGGUGCUGGUACACGAUUUGUUAUUGAGAAAAAUCAAGUCUUGGUGAUUCCGAUUAUUGCAAUCCACAACGAUCCCAAGUACUAUCCUAAUCCGGAUCGAUUUGAUCCUGAGCGAUUCAGCGCAGAAAAUAAAGCGAAACUAAACCCGGAUGCAUAUAUUCCGUUCGGGGUUGGACCAAGGAAUUGUAUCGGAUCCCGGCUGGCACUGAUGGAGGUGAAAGCCGUGAUAUAUUAUCUCAUGAAAGACUUCAGUUUCGAGCCGACGGAGAAGACGCAGAUACCGGUUCGUUUGUCCAGGAAGGGUUAUUUCCUCCAGGCGAAAAGUGUUUGGGCGAAAUUGGAGCCGAGGUUCGAGAUAGGGAGCGAUGGGUUGUAAUGGCGAAAAUGAUGAAAAGAAGUAGGUUACGGAAGUGCAACUUUAACCUGUAUUAUUCACACCUGAAUCAGAUCAUGGCGUGAAGCUACUAACGGACCAUCGCUAAAUUUGUCGAUAAUUAAAGGCACCAUUCGUAACUUGUUAUUCUAUGGAGCUGAACUGCACAAAUUGUUUAGAGUACAGAGGCUUACUUGGAAAUCCUCGGCUCUCGGAUGCAGAAAUGGUCGGUGUUAAGUCAGACCGGACCAAGUCGCAAAACAUCAAAAAAUGAGUUAAUGAUAGCACUGGAUAAAAAAUUUCUUCAUCUACAUUCCACUUUUACCAGAUUUGAAAUAUGAAACAAUAAACAAGAAUUAUGGUAAAAAUUAUUUUCCAAUUAUAAUGUAAAGGAUGCUGCGAUUCAAACUUUAAACGCGUUUUGCUCGAAAUCAAUGCACUGUCACUUAGUCCGGUCUGACCUAACACUGACCAAAUAAUAAGGUGAAACAUUACGAGUUUUGACGGAUUAUAACCUACUAUAUCAGCAGGCUUAGCAGGCGAGCCAACAGCAUAGUAUAACGAUCCCAUAACCGAUACAUUGCCUUUAAACUGGAAUGAGUAUAUUUGCUUCAUUGCUGAAGAACAGUAAAAUUAAGGCGAAAAUGUAAAGUACGAUCAAUCAUCAAAGGUGAUGAAUGUUCUAUUCAUAAAGUGUUUACGGUGAAGUGUACAGCAGCAAAUUGGUCUUUUGUUGAGCUUUUUAGGUGUGUAUUUAGGUGCUCGCUUACGUUUAUGACUAAAUAGCGGUGGUUUUCUUCAG